Musca vetustissima is the source of this 1560-nucleotide messenger RNA. Its product is annotated as glucose dehydrogenase [FAD, quinone]-like. NCBI's taxonomy places the organism in Eukaryota, Metazoa, Arthropoda, Insecta, Diptera, Muscidae. Gene Ontology annotation, molecular function: flavin adenine dinucleotide binding; oxidoreductase activity, acting on CH-OH group of donors. The transcript has a single exon. Bases 64 to 1560 code for a protein of 498 amino acids. The record is from RefSeq and is a predicted model, not a curated record.
CUUCAAGUGACAGCCUCCACCUGGAAUUUCCCUGCCGUACCGCAAAAAGAUUCCUGUAAGGGUAUGGUCAACAAUGUCUGCUUCCAUCCUCGAGGUCGGCUGCUGGGAGGGACAAGUAGCAUCAAUUUUAUGAUUUUUAUACGUGGUAAUCGUCGUGACUUUGAUGGUUGGGCGGCAGCGGGAAAUACCGGUUGGUCGUAUGAUGAAGUCCUGCCAUAUUUUCGUAAAAUGGAAAAUGCUGUACUAGAUGGCCUGGAGCAAUCACCGUAUCGGAAUCGUUCAGGACCUCUUAAUGUGGAACACAUUAAAUUCCGCACCCAAAUUGUUCAUGCGUUUGUGCAGGGUUCCCAAGAGGCAGGAUUACCAUUGACGGAUUACAAUGCAGCCUCCCAGGUGGGAGUGGCCUAUGUGCAGGCCUCAACACGUCAGGGUAGGCGCCACAGUGCCUAUCGGGCCUAUAUUGAACCCAUAAUGUUUCAACGUAGAAAUUUGAAAAUUUUCACCUACUCCAGGGUUACCAAGGUUCUGCUGGAUCCCGCCACCAGAUCUGCCUAUGGUGUGGAAUUUUUAUAUCGCAAACGACGGUAUACCUUCAGGGCCCGUAAGGAGGUCAUACUCUCGGCGGGGUCAUUUAUAUCUCCUCAACUGCUAAUGCUGUCGGGAAUUGGCCCGGCGGAUAAUCUACAACGAAUCGGAGUGGAUAUUGUACAAGAGUUGCCGGUAGGUGUGCGCAUGUAUGAACAUGUCUCGCAUUUUGGUCCCACCUUUGUCACGAACACCACAAGACAAUGGAGCUCGACUGGAUUGGCGGCCACCCUGCCCAAUAUUUUGGGUUUUGUGGCCGGUAGACCGGAUACGGCUUUAUCAACUUUGGCAGGUGUGGAAGCCCUGGCCAUACUCAAGGCACCCUUUUCACCUCUGCCACCCGAUUGGCCAGAUGUGGAAUUGAUUUUUGCUUCCGGCAGCUUGGCCUCAGAUCAGGGUACAGCCCUCAAACCGGGAGCAAACUUCAAAAAUGAAAUCUAUGAGAAAAUGUAUCGCCAAUUGGAAAAUCAGGAUCACUAUUCGGUUUUGGUUAUGCCCUAUCACCCGAAAUCCAUAGGGCGAGUGUGGUUGAAGGAUAAAAACCCUUUGGCCCGGCCAAUGAUAGAUCCAAAUUAUUUCGCAGUCGAAGAGGAUGUGGAAUAUAUGUUGCAUGGCAUAAAGGAAUCGAUAAGGAUUUCCCAAACCCCAGCCAUGCAGAGAAUUGGGGCGAGAUUGUUGAGGACCCCAGUGCCGGGGUGUGAAAAUUUCGAAUUUGCAUCGGAUGAUUAUUGGCGAUGUUCAAUACGAACUAUGACCUAUACGCUACAUCAUCAGGUGGCCACAACAAGAAUGGGGCCGGCAUCGGAUCCCACAGCUGUGGUGAGUACACAAUUGAAGGUGCAUGGGAUACGUAAGUUGAGGGUGGUCGACGGGGGUAUAAUACCCAACCCACCAACGGCCCACACAAAUGCUGUGAUAUUUAUGGUGGCGGAAAAGGCGGCCGAUAUGAUACGAGGGGAAUGGGAGGGUAAAUAG